This is a messenger RNA of Bicyclus anynana (squinting bush brown), 1327 nucleotides long. RefSeq names its product glycerophosphodiester phosphodiesterase, periplasmic-like. Gene Ontology annotation, cellular component: periplasmic space. Bases 2 to 1105 code for a protein of 367 amino acids. NCBI's taxonomy places the organism in Eukaryota, Metazoa, Arthropoda, Insecta, Lepidoptera, Nymphalidae. Gene Ontology annotation, biological process: lipid metabolic process. Gene Ontology annotation, molecular function: glycerophosphodiester phosphodiesterase activity. The transcript has a single exon. The record is from RefSeq and is a predicted model, not a curated record.
AAUGAUGGACGGACGCUUGUUUGUAAUAUGUGUGUGUUUUAUUUUAAAUGUGUCAAACGUUGCUACCAAACAAACCACAAAAUCAAACAGACGCGGAGCUGAUGACUGCAAGCCAACCGUGGUUGCUCAUCGAGGAGCUAGCGGCUAUGUGUCCGAACACACCCUCGGCUCUUACGCUUUAGCCAUAGAUAUGGGAGCAGAUUACGUUGAGCCAGACCUAGUUGUAACACGUGAUGGACAUAUAAUCGCAAGGCAUGAAAACCAACUAGGAGUCUCGACUGAUGUAGCUCAACGUCCAGAAUUUGCGUCACGACGACGAACACAAAGAGUUAGCGGAAAUCUUGUGAAUGGAUGGUUUUCAGAAGACUUUACACUUGCUGAAAUAAAAUCUCUGAGAAGCACAGAACCUAUACCACUUAUACGAAAGCAUAACGCUCGAAUGGAUGGAUCCCUAGAUAUACCAACUUUUCAAGAAAUUAUUGAUUUGGUCAAAGCUCUGGAAACAGUUAAGAAUCGCACUAUCGGUAUCUACCCCGAAUUGAAAUAUAGUAGUCAUUUUCAACGCCUGGGAUUGCCGAUGGAAAGGAAAGUGGUUGACAUUUUUCAUAAAAACGGUUACAUCGGAAAGGGAGCACCAGCAUUCAUUCAAUCUUUUGAAGUAGAUAAUUUGAAGAUGUUGAAAAAAAUUACUGAUCUAAGAUUAGUUCAAUUAUUUGACGAAAGAUCUAAAAUACCAUACGAUCAGUCGUUACUAGGUAAUAAUAUAACUUAUGGACAAAUGGCAACUCCGAAUGGGCUUGCAAAUGUAGCCAAGUAUGCAUCUGCUGUAGGACCUUCCAAAAGUUACAUCAUUCCUCGGGAUCUCUUUAACAAUUUGGGGCAACCAACAAGUUUCGUUCGUGAUGCGCACGCAGUAGGUUUGCUAGUGACACCGUGGACAUUCCGAGCUGAGAAUUUGUAUUUGCCCAGAAGAUUUCAGAGAGGUAAUAACCCUAAUGAUUUUGGAAAUCUGGAAGGCGAAAUUAGGGCUUUCAUCAACGCCGGUAUUGACGGUUUUUUUAUCGAUCACCCUGAAGUAUUAGUUCGCGUUAGAGGACCCUGUUGAGUUCCUGUGCACAUUGCCAAGUGUUAACUUACAUGUACGAAAGAAAGUAAUUAUGUACAAUAAACUGUUUUGUGUAUCGAAUUAUUAUUAUCUACCUACUACUGGACACCCUCACCUUUGUGUGGGUGGAUUUUCAUCCACGUUUAUCCAGAAAUAUUUAGUAAAUAUUCCGUUAUUGUUUUUUUUAUUGUAACCUAUUAUUUAUAAACUUACCUGACUACA